Messenger RNA from Sporothrix schenckii 1099-18, 558 nucleotides. RefSeq names its product large subunit ribosomal protein L18Ae. Gene Ontology annotation, cellular component: ribosome; cytosolic large ribosomal subunit. Gene Ontology annotation, biological process: translation. Lineage: Eukaryota; Fungi; Ascomycota; Sordariomycetes; Ophiostomatales; Ophiostomataceae. The record is from RefSeq and is a predicted model, not a curated record. The transcript is spliced from 2 exons. Gene Ontology annotation, molecular function: structural constituent of ribosome. The coding region runs from base 1 to 558 and encodes 185 amino acids.
AUGGGCAGGACAGAAUUGCUGACAAUCUCCUCUGCAGGCCGUCUUCAUGAGUACCAGGUCAUUGGCCGGCAUCUGCCGACCGAGACCAACCCGUCUCCCGCUCUGUACCGCAUGCGCAUCUUCGCCCCGAACACGGUCGUUGCCAAGUCCCGGUUCUGGUACUUCCUUCGCGGCCUGAAGAAGGUUAAGAAGGCCACCGGUGAGAUCGUUGCCGUCAACGAGAUCUCCGAGAAGCACCCCCUGAAGGUCAAGAACUUUGGCAUCUGGCUCCGCUACGACUCGCGGUCUGGCACGCACAACAUGUACAAGGAGUACCGCGAGCUGUCCAGAACCGCUGCCGCCGAGUCCCUGUACUCGGACAUGGCCGCCCGCCACCGCGCCCGUUUCCGGUCGAUCCACAUCCUGCGCGUUGUCGAGAUUGAGAAGGGCGAGGACGUCAAGCGCCCAUACAUCAAGCAGCUCAUCACCAAGAACCUGAGCUUCCCCCUGCCCCACCGCGUCCCCAAGAUCCCGACCAAGAAGAUUUUCAGCGCAAAGCGCCCUGCCACGUUUGCUUAA